CAACUGAGUUGUGUGGACUCAGAUCAGAGUGUGGCUAGUGUACACACGAGUGGGACUGGAUGCAAACUGACGCUCCUGUGGGCCUUUCGUGCGUGCGUGGGCGAGCGCGUGAGUGGGAACGCUCAUGCCUGAGCGCCGCGUGUGCGCGACUGGGAACGCACGCGUGGGUGCGUCCGUGUCUGUAUGUGUGCGCACGAGUGAGGGAAUGAGCCGGGUCGCUUGGUCCGGGAGCCCGGGAAGUGUGGGUCCCCGCAGGGCCAGCGGUUCUCACUUGCUCCCCGAACCGCCCGCGGCGCCGGAGACAAAGCGGGAACGACCCGCCCUGCGCUUUCGUUUUCCGCCCGCGCUCGGCUCCGCCGGCUGCCCGCCUGCUUGCGCGUUGCUGGGCGAGUCCGAAAAGUCCCGGGCGCGGCGCAGUCCUUCCCUGGGCGGGGAGAAGGGGUAGGCGGUCCCUCGCGGGAACACACGCCCGCCGGCCGCGGGGACCCGGGGACCCGUAGCCAAGCCGACUGUGCCCACGAUGGCCCCGACCCGGCGGCCCCGGCCUCCGCUACAGCUGCGAUUUGCCACCGAGCAGUACGGCUCCGGGAAGGCCCGGGUACCGGGGCGCCUUUUCCUCCGCACCGCCCGAGCAGGGAAGGCGGGGGCCUACGCGCAGCUGGGCUGAACGGCGGGCGGAGGGCGCAUUAACACUUGCUCGCCAGGUUGGUGCAGGCGGGGCGGGUUCUGCCGGCGGCCGCUGGGCGGCGAGGGUGGGGGCCCUUUAAGCGCCCACCGCCGAGGGGGCCGGAGGGGGGCAGGGAGGGGAGGGAACUCCUGGAGGGUCUUACUCUGGCCCGUGAGACGCCGCUGAGAGACGAGGCAGAAAGGGCGGCCUCGGCUGGAGUCUAGGAGCCGAGCGCCGCGGGUGGCGGGGACCGAACGGUGCUCCCCGCGGGGGCGCACAGCCGCAGGCCCGAGAGGUGGUGCCUCCCCCCAAAACGGUGGGGGGGGGGGCUUCCUCGCGGCCUCCGCCCAGGCUGCAAAGAGGCUGCUCUCAGCCUCCGCUCGGCUCCUUCCCUUGUGGGAGGGCGAGAGAGAAAGAGGGAGGAGAGUAGGUGGGGGAGGAGGGAGCUGGGGAGAGAGGGGGCUGUGAGCCAACCGCCCGCGGAUCCAGCAGCUCUUCGGGGAGGACGAGCGCGCAGGCGGGGGAGGGCGCGCCGAGGCUCGCUCGGGAGAAGUGGCCGCGGAUGACGGCAGAGGUGCAGCCAGCCCCGCGCGCGCAGCCCCCUCCCCCUCCUCCCCCUCCUCCUCUUCCUCCUCCUCCUCCUCCUCCCCGUUUGUCCGCGGCGCAGAGCAGCGGCGGCAGCGGCGGCGGCGGCAGCAGCCACCCGAUGUCUUCGGCGCCCGAGAAGCAGCAGCCACCGCACGGCGGCGGCGGGGGAGGCGGCGCGGCCAUGGAUCCCGCGUCGUCCGGCCCGUCCAAGGCCAAGAAGACGAACGCCGGCAUCCGGCGCCCCGAGAAGCCGCCCUACUCGUACAUCGCGCUCAUCGUCAUGGCCAUCCAGAGCUCGCCCACCAAGCGCCUGACGCUCAGCGAGAUCUACCAGUUCCUGCAGAGCCGCUUCCCCUUCUUCCGCGGCUCCUACCAGGGCUGGAAGAACUCCGUGCGCCACAACCUCUCGCUCAACGAGUGCUUCAUCAAGCUGCCCAAGGGCCUCGGGCGGCCGGGCAAGGGCCACUACUGGACCAUCGACCCGGCCAGCGAGUUCAUGUUCGAGGAGGGCUCCUUUCGGCGGCGGCCGCGCGGCUUCCGAAGGAAAUGCCAGGCGCUCAAGCCCAUGUACAGCAUGAUGAACGGGCUCGGCUUCAACCACCUCCCGGACACCUACGGCUUCCAGAGCUCCGCUGGCGGCCUCUCGUGCCCGCCCAACAGCCUGGCGCUGGAGGGAGGUCUGGGCAUGAUGAACGGCCACUUGCCGGGCAACGUGGACGGCAUGGCUUUGCCCAGCCACUCGGUGCCCCACCUGCCCGCCAACGGCGGCCACUCUUACAUGGGCAGCUGCGGUGGGUCCGCGGCCGGCGAGUACCCGCACCACGACAGCUCCGUGCCCGCCUCCCCGCUGCUGCCCGCGGCUGCCGGCGGGGUCAUGGAGCCCCACUCGGUGUACUCCGGCUCCGCGGCCGCCUGGCCGCCCUCCGCCUCCGCGGCCCUCAACAGCAGCGCCUCCUACAUCAAGCAGCAGCCCCUGUCCCCCUGCAACCCCGCGGCCAACCCCCUGUCUGGCAGCCUCUCCACGCAUUCCCUGGACCAGCCAUAUCUGCACCAGAACAGUCACAACGCCCCAGCGGAGCUGCAAGGCAUCCCGCGGUAUCAUUCGCAGUCGCCCAGCAUGUGUGACCGAAAGGAGUUCGUCUUCUCUUUCAACACCAUGGCGUCCUCGUCCAUGCACUCGGCCGGCGGCGGCUCCUACUACCACCAGCAGGUCACCUACCAGGACAUCAAGCCCUGCGUGAUGUGAGACCACAGCCCUCGGGGCCCUCGGACACGGGCUGGCCGGGUGCAGGGACCUCGGAACCCGUUGCCAGAAACUGCUUUAUUCUUGAGGUAUAACCGUCGGCAGAAAAAAAAGGGUUCGACCCCUCCCAACCGGAUUAUAUUAUUCGGGAAGGAAUCCCCAAGGCAAAGACCCAGCCCUGUGGUCAGCACCUCCCCCCACGCCCUCACCAGUAUUUUUAAAUGGUGGUGGUGGGACCUGAUCUGACUGCGGCUGUUGGUAAAUAAAUAUCUAUUUUUGAUCCUGUUGCAAACCGGCUGAGAAGGUGCUGUGUUGGGGAAAAACCUUCAACUAAAUCAGAAUUCUGCUGAGGUCUCUCCCCCUCUUCCCCUCCAGCGGCCAAAGUCGGGGAAGGUUUUUAGGAGAAAGGCAAACGCGUGAGACCAUCAUUAUCAAAUACUUUUAUUUUUUGGUUGAGUAUUUAUCUUUUAAUUUUUAAUUUUUUUUUUUUGGAAAGAAUGUCUUGGAAUGCUCGUCUCCUUUUAGAGCCGUUUCUUGCAGGGAAGCGGGGGCAAGAAACGGCUUCUCCCUCCCCACCUCAGAAGCCCUCCGUCAACCACAGGUGGAUCCUUGUGCAAAUAACUUGCAUUGCUGACGCCACUGCUCGCCUUGGGGGAGAAGCCAGAAGGAGCCCAGAAGCGGCGGCUCCAGGCUCUCGGCCUCCACGUCCCCCUCCGCCUCCUCUCCUUCCUUCUCUGCGGUCCUUCUGGUUUGGUUUCCAGCUUCACUUGGACGUUUUAGGCGGGGGGUCUUCUCCCGAGCCCCAGCCCCGGCCGUCUCCCCAUCUCUACUGUAAACUUCGUGCUGGGAGACGGGGGCGGGCAGGGCGCCGCGGGGACGGGAAGGCCCGCCGGGCGCGCGGAUUCAGGAUUGCGGUGACGCAGAAAGGUUAAGGCACUUUUUGAAACGAUAGCAAGGCUCAUCCUGUUAUUUAUUCUACGUUCUCUCCCUAAUAAUCGAAACACCGCAUAGGCUCCUCCGUUUAUCAGUAUUAAUGGUGUAACUUUGUUGGCAAUAUUUGCCGCGUAGAAUUUUUUUUUUUUUAGAUAUCCAUUGUAAAUUUGAAACUAAGUCCGAUCUGUGUAAAAACAAAUUUCCAUAUGUUUUAUAUAAAUAUAUAUAUAUAAAAUGAAGGAUUCCUUCCCUUUUUUAGUAUUUUGGCUGCUGGGGUGCAGCGUUUGUGACACGUAUUUUAAAUUUCCUUCUGCACUGUAUAAAAAUGACAAUUUAAGGAUGUUUUUGCCUUUUGUGUAUUUUUUCCUAAAAAAAGAACAAAAAUAAAAAUGUAUGACAUUUGUACAUGACCUUUAAUACUGUAUUAAGUAGAAAUAAAAUCGCAUGAGUCUUUUACUGGGAUUGGAGAGUACCUUCCAGACCCCGACACGGACAGAAACUGGCUCGGGAUCCCUAGGUUUUUUUUUUUUCCUUUUUCUUUUUGGUAUUUAAAGUAUGGGUAGCUCUUAGCACUUUCUUCUUUUUCUUUGUUACUUGUGGGCGAAUCCUCCUCUUUUCACUCCUCAGUUCCCGUGGAAGUGAAAUCUAGACAAGAGUAACUAUUUUUCUUGGCUUCUGUUUUUGAAGACGAGCCCUCUGCCCCCCUAAAUGUCAUUUAUUGUUUUAAAGAAAUAAUCAAAUGUUUAAAGAAAAACUGAAGUCCUCCCUCCCCCUGGGAAAACCGUGGAUAUGUGUGUGUGUAUACGGAUAUAUAUGUACGUUUUAAAACUUUUUUGGGGGCCACUCCAAGACCAGUAAGAAUUUUACUUUGGAUUCAGACUUUUCUAUUUCCAUAUUCCCGCUGUUAUAAAUCAAGGAGCAUCUCUUAAGGUUUGGGUUCUGUUUAGGGUUUUUGGUAGAUGUUGUGUGUGUGUGUGCCCUGUACUUGGCGUCCUCAAUGGGGAAGCGAGUAAAAUUUGAGCAAGAGAAAGGCUGUCGGGGGAGCGCGAGGCGACGGGCGUGCUUCCAAUCGGCGUGCCUUUCCCCACAUCCACUCUAGAGUCUGUCUCCCCACCGACCCUCUUCCUACUCCACUCCCGCUACCUAGGAAAACAAACACAGCAGAGCCACCUCUCCAGGCGGCCCUUCGGACCCCCCGCGGUGUCUCCGCGUCGCAGGGUCGCGAGCCCCUGAACCUGGUUCUUCUCAAAUCUGACAUCUGGGACGUGAGGGUAAUUUCUCCGGUGCUCUGUUACAUCAAAAUUAUCAAUAAACUCGCCCAGGCAAUUAAUGCCCCAAACGAACAGCUGUCUAUGAAAUCGAGAUAAAGGGCACAGGAAAAAGUUGCGACUCGGCCCCUGGGGUCUCUCGGGCCGCGUGCGGGGAGCAGCUUCUCCGAGGGUGGGGGAGCCCCUGUCCUCUGGGGCAGAGGCCACCUCGCCACAAACCCUGCCUCACGCCGGUGCCCGGGACAAGGCCAGAAGACACGUCCAGGCCUCCAGCACAGGGACGCUGAGCCAGUGUCCAGACGAGCCCCGCCGGCAGGAGGGGGACCCUGCGGCCCUUCCCCCAUUGGAGCCGGGGCCACAAUUAGGAAGGAGGCUCUGGAGAAGCGGGGCUGAUGACGAGAAAUCCAACGCCAGCCCGGCCGGCGGGCUCCCUGGGCUCCUCGAGUGGCGUCUGCAGUCCCACGCCCACUCCCUUAGCCCUUGGCGCGCCAGAGGCCUCCGUGAGCCCUGGCGAUGCGUGGCUUUGGCGCCACGGGACCAGAGUCGGGGCGGCUGCGUCCCAGAGACGCCUCCACUUCAGCAGGAUCUCCCAGCGCACCCCAGUCCCAGCCAGGCUGGGUGGGAGGUACCCAGAGGGGCCUGUGUAGGAAAACCGGCCCGGUGGCCCAGAGAUGGGCCUGAGUUUUGCCUUAGGACAGGCCUGGGGUCUGGGGACGCCGAGAGCAAAGUUCAGCCUUCCCUGCGAGCAGGAGAGGCUGGCUCCAGGCCAGCUCCAAAGGGCCAGAGGCUUUAGGCAUAUUUGCCGCUGCCACACCCGAGACCAAGAUUUUGUGGCGCCCCCGCUCGCCGCUGCUGCACCAGGGCCCGAAAGACGCAAGACGGCACUCACUCGGGUCGAGCCGGGCUCACACAGGGACCUUAGGACGAAGCUUCCACCACCCCAGCUGCCAACACAAAAGCCUGCACAGCUUGUGCAAGUUACCGGCUUAAAAUACAAAGGCUCUCGAGUGGGUACAGCCAGGGGUCUUGUUCUAGCCCGGGGCAUUCUCCAUCGACUUAACCCAAAAGGUCCGAGCACGUGUCCAGGGAGUCUGUCCCGGAACAAUGCAGUCAAGACACCUCAGGGGUCUGAGUGCCCUCCAAAAUCACAGGCCAGGAGGUGGGCAGGACCCACGGGAUAGGGUUUCUGUUUGUGGAGUACGCGUCCCUGGGAGGCAAGGUUCUCUGCGUGGGGCCGACGCCCUGGACACAGCCGAACCUGGCUGCCGGCCACGGCCGCCCCAGAGCGCGGCGGCGCCUGGUGCAGUGUCCAGGCUCCCCAGCCCUCAGCGGACUGGAACUGCAGGCCCUGUGACCAGGCAGGGUCAGGGUGUGCGCUUCUGAUGGGAAGGAGCCUGGCCGGCGAGGCCCACUCUGUCUGGAUAUUUUCUUUCCCCUUUGGGGCUGGAGGGCUGACUGCCUGCCCGCAGCUCUCCAGGAGGUAGUGCAAAGAUGGAGCUAGAGUCUUGGCUCCGCCACCACCUGCCCUGGGCAGGCCAUGUCACCUCCAGGCCUCUGUCCUCCUCACCUCUAGGAAAGUCCUGCUGACCUACGCAGGCAGUGGUCAGUGAGGGGACACUUGAGAGAAGCAAGAGACAGCUUAGGCCCAGGUGCCCGGACAGGAAUGACCACGAGACCCAGGCACUUCUCAUCCUCCCCACCUGCAGUGUGGGGGCGGACGGCAAACACGGGGCAAGCACCCCUGUUUCACCAGGCUGACUGUUCAGGGAUUGGAGCAUCCAGCCCGGGAACCACUGGGGCGCCCAACUUCCAACAUGACCAACCUGGCCCUUCCCUCCUUCCCAGGAGAAGGAAGACUUCCCGCUGGGCUUCAACGCGGGAAAUGUGACACACGGGGUUGAGCCUGGGGUUCCGAUAUGGACCCAUGCCCCCAUCUCCUAACCCCCAGGCCAGAAGACCCCUGCGCUCAAGGGCUCCUUCACGCCUGCUGGUCCUGAUGGGGGCUGAGUUCAGAGUCCCUCCUCCAAGGAACUCUAGGCUCCUGAGAAACCCCCGCGGAAGGCAUCUCGUUGUGGCCUCUGCUGCCCCCUCCUGCCCAGCUUCCCAGCCAGCUGGUGACUCUACGAAGCAGAGCUUGGAGCCCAGGCAAGCAGGCCCAGGCGAGUGCUCAGGAGGCGCCACGUGCAGGCCCUGCGGCCGCCCCCUUGGGCAGGUUCUAGGACUGGCUCACUGCUCCUGCUUUCCAGAGGCAGGUCCGCCUCAUCUCAGCUCAGAGAGGUCGGGGGCUUUGGCAGGACGCUGGCGGGAAGAGGUGGAAUCUGGACUCAGACUCAGGACUUCCUGACCCCCAGAGUCCAUGGCCCUAACCACGGUGACACCUGGCUCCUGGACACCUGUUUUUCUCCAGCCACAAGGCUGAAUGCAAACAGAAGCCGAAGUGUGCUUCGUGAUCCAGCCUCCGCCAGCUCCCUGCCUUUGCGGGGCAGUGGCAGGAGGCAGGGGACACACAGGCCUGGGGUCUCUCUGAUCUCCCCAUCUUGAUCAAAUGGGCUGGGGAGGCUCUCCUAGGGGCCCCAGCUCAGGCCCCGAACAUUCACUCCUCUCUGGAACAGCGGCCCUCGUCUUUGUGGGUUCCCGCCACGGCCCCCAGGAGAGCUGCCUUCACUUCCUCGGGGCCCUUAACUCAGCAAAGAUAAACUCCCAAGUUGCAGCUCAAGGAGAUCAGGGCAGCGGGGUAACACGUGUGGCUGUGCCUCCCCACUCUACUUCUGGAAUCUUCCGGGUAUCCAAAGCUCAGCGUUCUGGGCUGCUUUAGGAGGAAGGCCCCUUCAGCAUCUCCUGCUGGUGAGCCCUGUCUGCUCACGAUGGGACAGCGACAAGUCGUGGGCCUUUAACAACCGGACUGGCUUCUGUGUUGUGGGGAUGAGCAGGGGAGAGGGACGAACGGCUUUCGCAAGUACCAAGUAUUGUUGGCGUGAAACACAGGACAGAGGAAGAGCUGCCAGAGCCCCUCCCUCAGGGACGCCGAGCACCCACUGCGGCCUGCCCUGGGACCAGACGAGAUUCAGCGGCUGACACAGCCCUGUCGUGACAGAUGCAGAGACCGACGCUGUGUUGCCGGCACCAGGGUCCUUGAGAUUGGCCGUGUCAACACCCUGAAGAGGUGAUGUCACCACGGCAGGGCCACCCAAACCCCGAUCAGAGGCGGAACACACGCCGUUCAAGGCCCCAGUAGGCACGGGCACCAAGGCGCCCAGCGACUCUGGCAGCACAGCUGUGUGGGGAUGCGGAGAAGGGCGAGUCUGCCCAGAGGGCUCGGGUGCUGGGGGGGCCUUCUGCAGGGCGCCAUGUCAGUGGGGAUGGCAGCGCAGGGAGAAACGCUGCAGCGGGACAGUGGUCGGAGGAGUGACAGUGGUGACAGGCACACCCCCUCUCGGGGCAUCUUAUUAAAACCACAGCACCACACCAGGGAGGAGGCAUGGAUCCUGUGAGUCCCGGUGUGUCCGGGGCUGAUGAACACAGGCUGUGCCAGGUCCUCUGAUCGCCCCCAGCAGAGGGUCGGAUGCCUCUGUAUUUGGACAUUUCCCCCAAAGCCAGCCUCCGUCGGCCAGCACACGGGGUUUCGGGUCCUGCUGUAUGUAAGACCUUCGCGUGGCCACAGCCUGGGUGAAGCAGGGAGGCUGGGCCUCCUGUGUCCAGAUGGCCAGAGGCCUGGCAAGUCCUCCCCUGGGGAGAAAGCUCCAGGUCAGGGAGCCCUUCUGGGAGCGGAGGCAGCCCCGCCUCCGACCCGCCCCGGGGAUCGGAUCGCGCUCCGGGCUGGUUCUCGCCGAGGCGGCACUGCCACCUGGUGUCCGCUUCAUGGUUUGUGUUGGGACGACCGCAGGGACCCAGCAGCGAAAACUGGCUUCACCCAAAUGGGGACGGAAGCUGCGCGGAUGAACCCGAUUUUGAUGUUUUAGGCCCUUUGACCAUCGAUAAGGGGUCCUCUGGGGGGAGAGGGCCAAACUAAGUGAAUUUAGUCUCUUCCCAAUCACAGAAAUGAUAGGGCUUAUUUAAAAUAAAUACACCGUAGAAAACUAAAAGGAAGAAAGCAAACGCUGCUCCAAACCUGCCCCCUUGGGGCUGCAAGCCCGUCCCGCACACACAACCCCCGUCCCUGAGGACAGGGGGAGCUGGGACUCGGAGUCAGAGGGCCCGAGGGUGAGGCCUGACUCCAGCUCUUCUCAGCUGUGAGCUGGGCUGGCACCGUCCUCUCUACACCUCCGCUUCCUCCUCUGUAAACAGGGGUGACAGUCGGAGCACGUCUCUCAAAGCAUUAAGUGAUUUAAAUGUCUACGAAGUUUACAGGUUUAGACCCAAGAGAGGGUCAGCGCUCUGCCUGAGACGCACAGCAGGGGCCUGCCGGGCUGGGUUCACUGGGCACCCUGGGUGUUCUCGUCCCCUGGUUCCACCACGAAGUCAGUCUCUCUGGUGUUCCCAUGGGCCACCAUGCAUCCCAGCGACCCCAGAGACCUUCUGGUGGUCCAGACAUGAGGGACCCAUGCCCCCCGCCCCCAGCGGAUGGGCUUCUCCCUUGAUGGCUGGGAGAGGCCCUCGGGCUGAAGGCCAGCUCUGCUGUGUGACCCAAGCAAGUCACGUAACCUCUGGGGACCACAUCUUUCUGGAAAAUGGGAACCUGAUGGCACCUGCCUUGUGGGCUUCUUCUAAGUGAUGAGAGAGGGAGGGAUGUUCAGUUGGUUCACAGCUCAGCACUUUGGGGUCUGAGCUUCCUGGUGCCAAACCAUCCAAAGGGCAACAUGUCCACAUUACAUGAUCACAUGUCAGCUCCCCUUGUAAGCUUUGUGAUUUAUGGACGAUGAAAAUAAAGGGUCCCAUUCACAAGAAAAAAUCCUGCCCCACCAGAGGAAGAGGAGUAUGGGUUGCACUGCUUCCAAGUCUCUGCUUGUUUGAAAGUCGGCCCAGGCGGUCUCCAGUGAAAACCCAGGACGAUGGCAAGCACUGGCACAGCAACUGCGGCCCACAGGGGAGGGCGCGGUGGGGGUGGGGUCAGGAGGGCUCCGCGGCACAGCUGCCAGGAACAAGCCAUCACAAGCCGGAGUCCUGGUUUCCUCACCCACGCAGGCAAUGAAACACAGGGCUAUUCAAGUAAAAGAGGGCAGGCUGACCCGGUGCCCGCCACACGGUGGGCUGCCAACAAGGUAGCUACUGAGCGAUGUGCAGAGCAGAAUCAAAGGCAGCAGGACAGACGCAACACGGAGGACAGAACCAGCUGCUGCUGCCUGGAGAUGCUGCUGCGGGCCUCUGAACGGAUGCCCAGGCGCAUCUCUGCCAGUGGCAUGUGUGUGCCCUGGGGGACUUGCCCACGCUGCCUCCUUCUGCUAGGAAUGCCCCUGCUUUUUCUUAUUUUUUCCCCCAAAUUGAUGACUUUAUUGCAAUUUUUUCAUUUUUUAUUACUCAAUUACAUUUAUAAGUGAACAACGGUCAUCGCAACCAACUUUUACAGCAUGUCCAUCCCAAACCCUCAGUGCAUCCCCCCACCCCCCAACCUGUCUCCUUUGGAAACCAUCAGUUUUUCAGUCUGAGAGUCAGUCUCUGUUCUGCAAAGAAGCUCAUUGUGUCCUUUUUACAAAUUCCACAUGUAAGUGAUAGCAUUUGAUGUUGGUGUCUCAUUGUCUGACUUCACUUAGCAUGAUAAUUUCUAGAUCCAUACAUGCUGCUGCAAAUGCCUUUCCUUUUAAUGGCUCAGUAAUAUUCCACUGGGUAUAUGGACCACACCCUCUUUAUCCACUCCUCUGUCGAUGGACAUUUAGGUUGACUCCACGUCUUGGCUAUUGUAUAUAGUGCUGCAGUGAACACUGGAAUACAUGUGUCUUUGCGAGUCAUGGUUUUCUCGGGUGGAUGCCCCGGAGUGGGACUGCUGGAUCAAAUGGUAGUUCUAUGUUUAAUUUUCUGAGGCAUCUCCAUGCUGUUUCCCACAGCAGCCGCACACACUUACAUGCCCACCCACAGUGUACUAGGGUUCCUUUUUCUCCACACCCUCUCCCGCACUUAACUGUUUGUAGACUUUUUGGUGAUGGCCAUUCUGGCUGGGGUGAGGUGGUACCUCCGAGUGGUUCUGAUGUGCAUGUCUCUCAUGAUGAGUGAUGCUGAGCAUCUUUUCAUGUGUUUUUGGGCCGUCUGUACGUCUUCUCUGGAGAACUGUCUGUUUUGAUCUUCUGCCCUUUUUGGACGGGGUUGUUUGUUCUGGUAUGGAGCUGCAGAAGGUGGAGUGCCCCUGGUUUUGUCGGCUUCUUUCUAGCGUAGGUGGCAAGGUGAAGGUGAUUCUCAGUGACAGAAGACCCAGGGAUAACAAUGGCUCAGUCUACAACUAGCUACAACUUGCCUCCUGGCUUCGCUACCAAAGCUGGGCAGCUUGGGGACUCCAGUUAUCAGUCUGUGAACAGGGACGUCCUCACAAGAGAUUGUAGGACGAGGUGAAACCAGAUAUUCACUUAUCUGUACAUAAAAUUUGUAUUUAUAAAUUACAUCUCCGGUAAUAUGUGUAUUUACAAAUACAUUAUGUAUAUAUAUAUAUUUUAAACAGCCGCACUCGAAGCAAUUGGAAGUUCCUGGGCAGGGGGUGACAUCAGAGCUGUAACUGCCGGCCUCCACCAGGGCCCCAGCAGUGCCAGAUCCAGGCGACACCUGCAACCCAAGCCAUAGCUGGCGGCAACCCUGGAUCCUUAACCCACUGAGGAAGACCAGUUAUCAAACCCGCACCCUCCAAGAGAUGGCGCUGGGUCCUUAACCCACUGGGCCACAGCGAGAACUCCACGUUAUAUAAUUUGCCUAGUAACAUGACAGUAUAAAUGAAAUUAUGCAACCGAUUAUCAAUGAAGAACCAGUCACCCUCCAGACUUAAAGCAGCAAAAAGCAUUCAUUUCACUCCUGACUGCACUGUGGGCAGGGCUCGUGGAAAAAGCCCGUGUCUGCUCCAGGAGGCCCUGGCUGAGACGGCCCUUCCGAGGCCGGGGGACCCGUCCGAGAAGGUGCCCUCAGGAGGCUGGUGAGGCGGCGGCACCGGCUCUCGGCUGCGGCGCCUCUCCGUGGGCAGCGUGGGCUUCCUCAUAGCGGGCGCUGGGCUCUAUGACCGGGUGUCCGAGAGGCUCCGAGAAGCUGAGGUGCAAGCCAGCAGGGCGAAGCCAGCUGCCCCACAGCCCACAGUCGAGAGGCUGCACAGACCCCUCUCCCCAGAGAGACCCGAAGACCUCUGGGGCAACACUUUACCACUUCCACAGCCCUUAGCACAGCUCGGCGAGCUGACACCAUCAGGGGGCAGGCAGAGGAGGACACCCAGAGAGAAGCCAAGGCCACCCUCGGCCGCAGAGGUGGGGCUCGGGGCAGUGGUGCCCAUCAAAGAACGCGCGACGGGACGGGACCGCGCGUGCACACACACCCCCGAACCUCUCUCCUGCUUUUAUGUAGGGCUCUGGGUGACACGUACUCGGAAGAAAGACUCCCACAGCCCCCACCCCACGCGAGUUUUCUUCCACAAUGACUGGAGUCCAUGCCAUCUGUUCCAUUUGGAACCCUGGUUGGAUUAGAUGCAGACACAGGGAAAUGAGUUUAGCAAUCCCCACUCGGGCAGGCCCGCUGCGGGCUGGGGGUGUGAGACUCAGAACUGAAGGCCUGGAAGAGUCCUCAGCAAGCCAGGUGCUUCCCGGAGCCUGUGGGGGAGGCAGAUAGUCACACGCAGUGACGCUUCCCAGGAAAAAAGGUGGAGGGUCCUUAUUUCUGUGCCUUUGGCAAAAAGGCAGCGUUAUCUCAUUCCUAGUAAGAACACUUGGCCCUGGCUCCUUAAAAUCUCGUGGAAAGGUUUCUCAGGCUUGGCCAGCAAGCCGUCUGGGACUGACUGCUGCUGUCCGCUAGGGGUGUGGGUGUGGGAGGGAGCUGGACGUGGCCCUCGUCUACCCUCCCUGGCCCUGACCACUGCUUCCCUUUUUAAAUGUUGCUCUCAUCUGACACCUCAUCUCUCCUCCAAGGCGUCUCUUCACCACGUGCCAACUCUUCUGUGGUUUCAGUUACACAGGCUCUGUUUCUUGGGUAGCUUUAUUCUCGGCCUUUCCUAUUGGUGGUCUUGCGUCACCUUUCUCCCUAUGCAGCAGCUCAGGGGAGGUGUGUGUGCCCCACUGGACAGACCAGGGAAAGGGCCGAAGGACGAUGGGAGGGCAGCUGUGGGCAGGACCCCUCCCCCAAGAGUCCAGGAGGGCGGACUCCCCACCCUCCCCUCGGCAGCGGAGGGGCUGCAGGCUGGGCUGGGGAGGACGGGGUUGUCUCUCUGGUCUCCCAGUGAAGUGAGGGGUUGUUUCUAGGAGGCCCCGCGGAUACCCACACCCGCCGAUGCUCAGCUCCUUUAGAGAACAUCGGCUCCCCACAUCCCCGAGCUCCGCGUCCAGGAGUCGAAAUGCGCAGGUGGUUGGACCCACAGGUGCGGAGGGCUAAGAGGAAUGCAGGGGAAGCAGCAGGGCUCUCGGGGCAGAGGCCAGUCCAACACCCACUGUCUCUCUGCCUGAGCCUGGAGCCCCGAACGAGCCGGCCGCACCUUCUAAGAGCAGCUCUUUCUGUCUGGAAGGGCCGCCCACUCUCACUCUUACUCUCUCCUCCACCGGACAGGCAGCCCUGCCCUCAGGGAGCCUCCAGCCCAGCGGGGCCACCGUGUGAGGAAGGGAGCAGAAGUGGACGGAGACGGGAAGCGAGGACGCCUGCUAGGCUCAGCUCUGCCAGAAUGGGCUGCGGGGUCGCUGCGGCGGCGGCGGCGGGGGAGCCACUUCCUCCUGGGAGGCCUCGGUCUUCUCACCGCAGAAACGGGGAGAGCAGGGCCUGCCGCUCUGCGGGGCCGAGGGGAGCUGGGGCCGGGCCCAGGGGAACACGGGGUAUGCCUGUCCACACAAGGACUGGGACCGACACGCUUCAGCGUGUGUCGAGGGCGCACCAAGCGCUGCGCGGAGCAGCCCAGAGGCUGAUCUCCCAAGGAGGAGACACAUGUUGCAAAGCACAUUGCAACCACUCCGAAAAUGAGCAAGUCGCACUAAGUAAGACCACCCACGUGUAGUGACCCGCGGGACAGGAGAGGACGCAGAAACGAGGAUGCACGCAGCGCACGGGCCGGUGCUGCCGCCUGAAGAAGCACCUGCAGACAGCUCGUCCUGGAGGCCUGGCAGGAUCCCGCACCCACCAGACCCCGGCACGCUAAGGAGAGACGCAGGCCUGCACGCCUUCAUCAGCGCGGUGUCUUGCCCACCCUUCCCUCCCGACUUCAUGAAACAUUCCAUUACCUCCAACUUCCUUCACGUUUAUGUUCAGAUAUUUAGUCGGCCUGGAUUUUACUUUGAUGUGCGCUACAAUUUAGAAAUCUAAACCGCUUUAUUCACCCUCCAAACAGCAAAUCCAGAGGAGAUCCUAUCGCUGUGCCCAUCCACAGACGAGCGGAAGUCAGAGGCGGCACCGGGCGGCGGGUCCCGGCCGCUCAGCUGGAUCGUGCGCGUCCGCUCCCGUGACCCGCGGCGGCGCUUUAAAGCUGCUCGGAAGAAAGACUCAAGUCGGCGAGCGGCUGAAGGGCUGGGGUGAAGGGCACAGCUCCGCACCCCUGAUCCUCUCGUUUCCAGAACGGGUCCCGUGACUCCGAUAAACAGAACCACCCAGGCGAUGGGGAACGGUGAGCCUCAGGCAGAGCCUGCGAACCGGCCGGGCCUUAGAAGCCAGCGUGCUCAGCCAGCCCUGUGGUUCUGAAGCCCGGAAAGCCUCUAGGACUUGGCGCAGACCAGGGCCAGGGGCCGAGGCAGCCGCAGCCCAGGGCCCAGCGCGCCCCACGCAGAGCAGAGGCGGGGUCUCCGGAGAGGGAGCCGCUGCGGAUCUGGCCAGAGCGCCUGCACACCCACAGGCAGGGCCACAGCGGCUCUCGGGACGAGACCCCGGCAGCCUCACAGCUCCACUCAGAGGGGUUCGUGUGGCCUCAGCACCCUGCCCGGGCUCGCUGUCCAGCGCUUGCUCUGGCUGUGUGAGCUGUGUAAUGGUGACGAUGACAAAUCCUCAACAGCCUCGGGAAGGACAAGCCGCGUGCGCGGGGGCGCUCCUCCCGGCGGCCCUGAGGCCUGCGGAAGGCGUGCCGUGGGGGGGGGGGGGGGGCUCUCAGGCCCUUGGUCUUCGCUGCCCUCAGCCCAGCCUGCUGUCCACAAGCACAAAAGGAUGAAUGCGGUGAGACGACCCGUGUAUCAAUACAUCUGGCUUAUUCUGGCUGCAGUGACAGGAAACCCAGCGACCAGGCUCCACCCGAAGGGACGGCCCCUGAGGUGCACAACGAGACAGUCUAGGACGCUGGCGCCAGGGUCCCAGACACGCCGCCCUCUCCGGUGGGGGGAGACCCGAACCCGGCCCCCGCCUCACUCAGCUCUGACAGGCCCCUUCACAGCCGCAUUUUUCCCGAGCUGCUGUCUACCUGCCCCUGGGUCUCGCGGCUGGGGCAGGGCAGGAGCGACGGCAGGGACAGGCUCAGGUCUGUCCUCCUGGAUGGUGGCACAUCAGCAAAACCAGAACGUGUCGCACACAGGAAGCACUCUGGAUAAAAGCGGAAGACCCACGGGAGGGAGGAGUUCGGAUCAUCAGGUCGCCGCUGUGGGCUGGGCAGUCCCGGGGCCUGGGACGGCCAGGCCGAAUGCAAGCGACAAGACGAAACCAGCUGUGGGACGGGGCUGGACAGUCCGGGCAGAGAAAGACUGAGCCAAGAGGCCCCGGCCUGUGCUAAGAUAGUCCACCUCCUGCUUCUGUUGAUGUCAACAUGGAAAGAGCCUGCAUUUAACAAGCGAAUCGAAUGACCAAUUCGCUUUCCAAAAUCUCCAUGGCAUUUUCACUGUAAAACCCAAGAGAAAAUACUUUUUCAAAGGGAGUCUGAGGGCCUUGAGAACAUUUUCUUCAAAUGGGCUUAAAACACACUCAGUAAGACCCUCUUGUGAGAAACUAAAAAUUUUCAAUGCAUAUACAUUUAAAAAAAAUAAAAUCUCCACUUAAAUGCUUACUUUGACUUUCUGCCCAGGAUCAAUUGCAAAAGCACUUCUGUUUAGAAAGCAUGGUUCAGCCAAAAUCCAGCUUGUUUUUUUAGGAAAUGAGAGCCGGAGGAAAAGACCCAGAAAACACACGGCAGUGGGCAAAUGAGCGAGUGAGCAUCUGUCUGGCCUUGUCUGUGACGUCGACUGGGACGACUCACUCUCCAAGGCCAGGAUUUCCUAGAGCCCGAGCUUCCUGCCGGGCAGGGGCAGCGAGCCGAGGGCAGCGCUGCUCCCCGGAGGGAGGAGCCUGGCUGGAAAGGGGAGGGGAGGACAGAGGUGAGGUCGCACAGCCGAGGCUCCACGUUGGAUCAGCCUCCGUCUCCGACACCAGGACUCAGAUGUGGCACGCAGUUUGAACCGAGGGGGCCGAGCCCCCUGGCUUCUGUGCUGUGGACGCACCUCGUCCCACCAGCAGUGCCAGGUCAGGGGGGCAGGAACCCUUCGUCCACCUUCCCUCCAUCCCCAUGCCCCUCGAGUCCAGGGAGCAGACUCCCCUAACUGCUGUCACCGUUUGCUCCUGUGUGUUUAUUGCUCACUCGGUCCCCUGACCCAAGGAACCAGCAGGGCUGUGACUGGAACAGGCUCGAGGGGCAGGAUGAAGCGGAACCUGCCCACAGAGCUCUCCUCCUCCUGAAGGCGGGCGCAUCCUGGGGGCAGACGUCUCUCCGGGGUCGCCCGCGGCGACUGAAGCAGGGCCUCCCGGGAAGGACUGAUCUCAAAGCAGCUGCUGCAGGAACAGCCCCACCACGUCCCUCUGCGCCGGGCUCUGAGGUUCGGUGGGGACCAGACGGGGGUAUCAUCACGGGGCAGCCCCGGCCGAGCAUCGGUCAGGGUGUGGCCCUCCAGUGCGGCCACCUGCUGGGUCACCGGCCGUCUGCUGCCUGGCCAGAGACACCCUCACAGUGUUGGCGCCCAGGCGAAAACCCUGCAAGCAGGAGACAGCGUGCUGGGCCGCGGCCGGGUCCUGGUAGCGGAGGAAGGCCCUGUGCUGCGCGCCCUGCCAGGUGAGCCGCAGCGGGGCCACGCCGAGAGCGCCAAGGGCCCGCUUCAGCUCACUCACCCGGGCGUCCCGGGGAAGGUUCCCAACAUAGACAGUGUCGGAAGGCACAGAGCCCAGUUCCGGCCGGGGUGGGUCACAUGGGCUUCUGCCAGGGCUCAGGGCAGCCUGGACCCGUGGAAGAGGCCGAUGCCCGUCCCGGAGGGUGACGUCCUUGCCAGCCUGCUCCUCUCGGCAGCGCAGGCUUCUGAGGACUGGCAUUUGCCGCAUCAUCUCACAGCUGAUCUGAAAGAGCAAAGCAGUCCCAGGUCUUGCUGGGGUGUCCACAGGGACCAUGAGCCGGUCACAAGCCAAGAGGAAUCUAAGUCACGGGGUCCCCAGGGAGGCCGGGCAGUUAGGAACCCGACGCAGGGUUCACGAGGAGGCGCUUUCACCCGCGGCCUGGCUCGGGGGUUAAGGAUGCAGCCGUGCCGCACGCUGCGGCGUAGCUCGCAGAGGUGGUUUGGAUCUGGCGUGGCCGUGGCCGUGGCUGUGGGGAGACUGGCAGCUGUAGCUCUGAAUGGACCCCUAGCCUGGGAACUUCCACGUGCCGAGAGUGCAGCCCUAAAAUGGGGAAAAAUAAAAAAAAAUAAAU
Messenger RNA from Sus scrofa (pig), 17411 nucleotides. RefSeq names its product forkhead box F1 (gene FOXF1). NCBI's taxonomy places the organism in Eukaryota, Metazoa, Chordata, Mammalia, Artiodactyla, Suidae. Gene Ontology annotation, cellular component: nucleus. The record is from RefSeq and is a predicted model, not a curated record. Gene Ontology annotation, molecular function: RNA polymerase II cis-regulatory region sequence-specific DNA binding; DNA-binding transcription factor activity, RNA polymerase II-specific. Gene Ontology annotation, biological process: regulation of transcription by RNA polymerase II; animal organ morphogenesis.